AUGACUUUAUCCCUCGAAAUAGUACGUUCUUUAGAAACAGGAAUCUUUUUUCCUGCAAACUUGAUUGGCAAUCUCUUGGUUAUCGUGGUGAUCAAACGUACUAAAAAAAACUUGCGAACUCCAGUGAAUUAUUUAUUAGGAAACCUGGCUGUGGCAGACAUAACAGUGGCUAUUUUUAUGGUUGUGGACCAAGUUUUCUUUCACGUGGCCCAUCAUCCCAGAGGCUUGGCAGGUGAUUACCUGUGUAAGCUCUUGACUGGAAAGACCCUCUCCUGGGUAGGGUCCGUGGCAUCCGUAUGCACGCUUCUAGCAUUAGCUUUCGAGAGGUUCUACGCAAUUGUCUUGCCUCAUCACAGCAGAGAUAGAGUUACAAAGAGAAGGGUUGGCGUCCUUGUUGCAUCGCGCUGGCUAUUUGCCUUUCUUUUCAACGCGCCUUUAUUUGUUGUUCGCAAAUUUAAUGACGAACAAGUUGAGACUGGGUUCUUUUGCGCAAGUUACUGGCCUGACAAUCGCCUAGGACUUGGUUAUAACUACCUAUGGUUGAUGUUUGUGGGUGUAAUCCCUGUUGGUAUUAUGGUGUUAUUUUAUGGUAGAAUCGUGCACAACCUAUGGUACAGCGAGAGACAAGUCGUACAGGGAGCACAACUGGCUCGUCUGAAUUCCAGAAAGCGAGUAACAAAAAUACUAGUCACUCUGAACGUUGUUUAUGCAUUUUGCUGGUUUCCCAAUUUGUUGUUAAAUAUCCUUAAUUAUUACAUUGCUAACCCCGCUCUUCAUUCGAUUGGUUAUCUUGUGACGGAGUUGCUGGUGUUGUUGAACUCCAGCAUAAAUCCGUUCGUGUAUGCUUUACAAAGUAAGCAGUUCCGAAUAGCCGUCAAGCACAUAGUUCGUUGCAGAACGAGCGCGGAAGUAAGACCGCUAGGUAAGGUCGAUACCCGGGCUGUUGAUAGCUUAACAAGGACUGUUAAAAUGCCACAGUAAUACGAAUA
Stylophora pistillata is the source of this 989-nucleotide messenger RNA. Its product is annotated as QRFP-like peptide receptor. Gene Ontology annotation, cellular component: membrane. Lineage: Eukaryota; Metazoa; Cnidaria; Anthozoa; Scleractinia; Pocilloporidae. The record is from RefSeq and is a predicted model, not a curated record. Gene Ontology annotation, molecular function: G protein-coupled receptor activity. Gene Ontology annotation, biological process: G protein-coupled receptor signaling pathway.